Molecule: messenger RNA, 1111 nt
Organism: Styela clava
Lineage: Eukaryota; Metazoa; Chordata; Ascidiacea; Stolidobranchia; Styelidae
Product: proteasome subunit alpha type-4-like
Biological process (GO): ubiquitin-dependent protein catabolic process
Cellular component (GO): proteasome core complex, alpha-subunit complex; proteasome core complex
Source: RefSeq, a predicted model, not a curated record
GUAUAUCAUUAUAGUGUUGUUCUUCGGCGUUUUUUUAUUAUUUUUUCUUUUAAUUCUGAUUUAAAAGCAAUUUGCGACGUUGCGGGAAAUAUUUUGAAUUAUAUGAAAUAAUUUUAAGACAGAACUGGGCAUUUAAUAGAUUGAAAAAUGUCUCGUAGAUACGAUUCACGAACGACGAUAUUUUCUCCAGAGGGACGGCUUUACCAGGUUGAAUACGCAAUGGAAGCGAUUGGUCAUGCUGGUACUUGUCUCGGGAUUCUUGCAAAUGAUGGAAUUCUCCUCGCAGCAGAGAAGCGGAAUAUUCACAAAUUAUUAGAUGAAGUCUUUGAAUCUGAUAAAAUCUAUAAACUGGAUGAAAACAUUGCAUGUAGCGUUGCAGGAAUAACCUCAGAUGCAAAUGUUCUAAUAAAUGAACUGAGAGUUAUAGCUCAAAGAUAUAUGAUUCAAUACCAGGAGCCCAUUCCAAUAGAGCAACUUGUUGUCAGUUUAUGUGAUAUAAAACAAGCAUAUACACAGUUUGGGGGUCUUCGACCAUUCGGAAUAUCUGUUUUAUAUAUGGGAUGGGACAAGCAUCAUGGAUUUCAACUUUACCAAUCAGAUCCGAGUGGGAAUUUUGGAGGAUGGAAGGCUACAUGUAUUGGACAUAAUAGCCAGGCUGCUGUAUCCAUGUUGAAGCAAGAAUACAAGGAAAAUGAUACGACAAUCACAGGUGCAUUGAAACUUGCUGUGAAAGUUCUCAGCAAAACACUUGACACAAAUAAAUUAACAUCUGAAAAGGUUGAGAUGGCUACAUUAACCAGAGUAGACGGCAAGACUGUCAUAAAAAUUCUGCCAAAUUCUGUCAUUGACAAAGAAUGUAAAGUAUAUGAGGAAGAAAAAGCGAAGGAAGAAGCUGAAAAAAGGGAAAAAGAGAAAAGAUUAACUCCUAAAAAGACUCCAAAGAAGUGAUUCUGAACAUUGACUGAAUAGAUAAUUCAUAUUUUGAUACUUUUUUCGAGUUCCAAUCUGAAGGCUGCUUUCAUAUGCCAAGAUUCAGGCAAUACAUGUCGCACAAGCAUGCCGCAAUAGGAUUCGGAUAUGUGAAUAAAAGCUAGUAAUAUUGUUCAUAUAA